AUUGAUUUAGUAGCUAAAUAUAGCUUGUAUAAUGUAUCAAGGUUUAAAAUUUUAAUCAUUGCUCAUAAAAUAUCAAAACCUUUUUCGUUUACACAAAAAAUGUGUAUGUGAGCUUAACGUUUACAGAUGGCAUUUCAAAGUUAUACUUUUAAAAACUGUAUACUUUUUAUAUGCAUUACAAGCCCAAUUUGGCUUUAUCCCAGUGUUUAAAUCACAUUUAUUUGUAUAGCGGUUUACACAAUAGCCUACAUAUCGUUUCAAAGCAGCUUUAUGGAAAAUGCAUGUUUCUACAAUUCAGAGUAAUCUGUUAUCAGAGGUGACUGUGUCAAAUUAAUGUCCAUAUGUCAGAAAUGUACAGUUCUGAGAUAAUACAAAUCAUGCAGUUAACUAACAUCAUGUGUUAUUUUAAACAAUGAUCUCAUCAAAGCAGUUAUUACAAGUUGUGAUCAUGAUGAUUACAAUAUAUAGAAAAUUUGGCAAUUGUGUUUACAAAAUAAAACACAAACGCAGCUCUUUUCAAAGUCCAUGUAGUCAUUUCAUCAUAAAUGCAGCAUUGUAAUGUUUUUUUUUUUUUUUUCAUUACAAAUAUAUGAAUAGCGUGUGUGUGUGUGUGUGUGUGUGUGUGUGUGUGUGUGUGUGUGUGUGUUAUUCCACCGCAUUUUUAGACAAAUUAUAGCGGUCGGUUAACAAUUGAAUAUUUAUUUGUACAGCGCUUUUCACAAUACACAUUGUUUAGAAGCAGCUUUACAGGAAGUUCUACUUUAACAGAACGGGUUUAUGUAUUUAAAGUUACUAAUGAAUAGUUUCAAACACUAUUCUUUAAAUAUGUGGUUUUACAAUAGCCAUAUUUCACAAAAAUAGUGAAGCAUGCAUUAAAGACUACCUUUUACAGUAGCCUAUAGCAAAAUGCAUUUUAAAUAAAUAAACAAGAAAUUAAAUGAAGGCCAAAGGGAUAUCUGCAAAAGCUGUCUAUCUUAUAUGCUUUUCUUUCUGACUUUGCAGCGCUACUGUCACAUGGGCGUGGCUAAACAUAUUACUUUGCAUAUCACGUGAUGGUGCAUUAACAAAUCAACAAUUACCUUGCUCGUAUUCUUUAGGGGUAACUAAAAACGGUUUUAAGAAGCGUUCGGGCAAGCUCGUCAGAAAUGUGCGAGCACAAUCUUCUUAGUUCUGGCUAUGUUGCUCCCCUUUUGAAUUUCCACUCUCCCGACUCCCUGUACCUCCAAAACCUGCGAGGCAAUGGGGUCCAUCUAUCUGGGCUUCCACAGAUGUCCUACAGUAGAAGUGAGGUGUGCUCGCUCCCGUGGAGUUCUCCAAAUUCGUGCACUACUCCGGCCCAGAGCCGCGCCUACAGUGGCUACUCUCAGCCGUUUUUUAGCAAUUCAGCCGCUGUGAGCGCUAGCCUCAACACUCACAAAAAGGGCUCACUGGAGGAAUCCGGGAGGUACUACUUCCAAGAUGUCAGCCACAAACCAGAGGAGCCAGGUCGACCUAAUGCAGCUUACGCAGGAGAGCAGAGCUCUGUCAGCAACGAAGUUUCAAACUUGGAAAGGCGACAGCAGAACAGGGUUGCACAGAUUGAACUGAACUCCAUUGACCAGCCAGUGACCGAUGGUUCAAAGCCGUCUGUCAGCUCCAGCGCUCCAUUCCAACCAUCAGUGAGCACCCAGACUAUUAGGUCAGCCUUCUCCGAUGGACUACCGUGGUGUCCCUCACAGGUGAGAUCAAGAAAAAAGAGAAAACCUUACACGAAGCCACAGUUAGCCGAACUGGAGCACGAAUUUAUGAUAAACGAAUUUAUAAACCGACAGAAACGAAAGGAGCUUUCGGACAGACUGGAACUAAGUGAUCAGCAAGUGAAAAUCUGGUUUCAGAAUCGCAGGAUGAAGAAAAAGAGACUUAUGAUGCGCGACCAUACCUUCACUAUAUACUAAGAUUGUUGUUUGUUUGUUUGUUUUUUUCUCCCCAACAAUUUAAGGGUUUGUUUUCAGGUGGUGACAUCAUUCAUACAAGAGACUUUUCUUGAAUGUCCACCAAACUAAGCUAUGGAAACGAUUUUCUCCCGAACACCCAUGAAAUGUAAUUUAAUAUGCAAGCUGAAUAUUUUGUGAUUGAUAUUUAUUGAGUCGCUGCAUUAUGUAUGUGUCUGGUGUAUGUUUUUGGUGGAAAAGCGAUAAUUCCAAAGUUGUAAUGUUAGCUUGCUAUAUAGCCUAAAAUGAAUGCUUUGUAGUUUAGAACAGCAGCAAAAUUUAGAGUAGACACGUGUAUAUUGGAUUCAUGACAUACAUUCUGGCAUCAUUUAAAACUACACUGGGCAGCUAACAUCUAACUGGGAGUCAUUACAUUUUCAGACGUUGUAAUCAUUUUGAGAAAACCUAAUUUGUAUCUUGCGAUCUGAACGUACAUUUUGCCUUUUUUUUUUUUUUUUUUUGCGUUUUUAAUCAAACAUGUUAUAUGUAAUAUUUAUUAAGUGUUCUGUAAAUUCUGCAUUAUAUUAAACUUCUGCAUUCUUGUGCAAUAUUUGUCUGUUUUAAUUCAGUGGGUGGUUCAAAAA
Molecule: messenger RNA, 2554 nt
Organism: Ctenopharyngodon idella (grass carp)
Lineage: Eukaryota; Metazoa; Chordata; Actinopteri; Cypriniformes; Xenocyprididae
Gene: hoxd12a
Product: homeobox D12a
Exons: 2
Coding region: 1146-1934 (262 amino acids)
Biological process (GO): regulation of DNA-templated transcription
Molecular function (GO): DNA-binding transcription factor activity, RNA polymerase II-specific; sequence-specific double-stranded DNA binding
Source: RefSeq, a predicted model, not a curated record